GCGGCCAAGCGAGCGCCAUGUCGCCGCGCGCAUGCUGCCGGCCGCGCGCCCCGCCGACCCUACUCGACAUCACCGCCAAGAUAGUGGCCGCGAACAUUCCCUUUCAGCGGAUCGAGGAGCGCUACGAACGCAUCCCGGAACCGGUACAACGUCGUGUCGUGUACUGGUCGUUCCCGCGGGACGAGCGAGACAUCUGCAUGUACUCGUCGUUAGCACGGGCGCCUCCCGACGACCACCGCAACAUCGCCUUCUGCCGCGGCCUGAAGCUGCUCGAAGCCGGCUGCGUGGAGAACGUGCUGCAAGUCGGUUUCCAUCUAAGUGGGGUGGUACGGGCACCGGCGGCAGUUCCUCCCUGCUCAGAACCGGAACGGCUGUUCAGGGUCACAGUUUCUUUUGACAGGUGUAAGAUAACCGGUGUGACAUGCAGCUGCGAGGCGCGAGAUAUCUUUUGGUGCCAACAUGUGGUCGCAUUGGCCUUGUACCGGAUCAGGAACGCAGACUCCGUUCGGUUACGAGUGCCUAUAUCAGAAACUCUCCUGCAAAUGGACAGACAGCAACUUCAGAAGUUCGUCCAGUAUUUAAUAUCGGAGCAUCACACCGAAGUGUUGCCGACGGCGCAGAGGUUAGCCGACGAAGUUCUGCAGGCGAGGUCUGCCAUCAACAGGAUAUGUGGCGCGCCGGACCCGACGGCCGGACCGCCGCCCGACGCGCACCAUGCCUGGCAUUUGGAUGAGCAGCAGGUCUGCGAACAAGUACGCGCGUAUUUGUUACAGGGAACUUAUUAUAAUGCAAACAAACAAUUGAACUCUUUAUUUUCAAAGGUUCGGGAGAUGCUCCGCGCGCAAGACUCGAACGGUCCCAGGAUGCUCAUGCUCAUGACGGAGCAGUUUCUAUCUGACCCCCGGCUCCUGCUAUGGAGGAAUCAGAACACGCCCAUGACAGAGAAAUGCAGGCAGCUGUGGGAGCAGUUAGGAGCUCUGUGGGUCAGCAUAGUCUUAGAUCCUGGAAGUAAUAAGCACCAUCGGCUGCAGUGGAGGCAUCUGCUGGAGAAGUGGUCGGCAGUUGAAGUAUGUCCCACCGAGGAUCCAGACUAUAGGUCUUUUCCUUUAUACGCAAGAGAAAGAGAAAGAAAUGAGAGGGAUCGCGACAGAGACCACAGAGACAGAGAUAGAGAACGACAUCGCGAUAGAGAAGAGAGGGACAGAGAAAGACUGCGUGAAAGAGAAGAGCGAGACAGAGAAAGGCAUAGAGAGAGACUGAGAAGAGAUAUACAUUCCCAUUCCGAGAGUUCCGAUGAAGAGUCGAGACCUAAUAACUACGAACGUGAAUACAGAAGAGCUAGCAAGAGAUUAAGACUACACAACCAGAGAACUGCGACCCACCUCGCGCCAAGAACUGUGUUCCACAAGGCGUUGGACGCGGUCGACAUAUCCUGGGAGAACGAUCACCUGAAGAACAUCCUCGGCGGUGACGAAUACUCGGACCCGGACAAGCCGGAAAAGCCGAGCGGCUCCAGUGCCACCACGCUGCAACCUUACCCCAAGUUCAAUGAACUCGGACAGCCCUUGUGGCACGAGCAUUUGCCGGUCGUAGGGGCGAGGAUAGAGGCUCUGAGGGCGCACGGCCGAGCCCCGGCCGCUCUGAGGCUGGCCGUCAGCGCCGCCCGCGCCAUGAGACACCGACAGGAAGUAGCCCAACAGCGAUGGCAGAGCGUGGGGGCCGGCGAGGCCUCGUCAAGUGGGGACAGCAAGGCUUGCUCCGGCCCGGAGACCUGCUCGGGGAACUGCGGGGAGCGCGUCAAGCUGUCGCUGGUGUGCGCGCACAUGGACAGCGGCGCCUGCCAGUCCGGCGGGGCCACCUGCGCCCUGUCGCACACGCAGCGCUGCAUCGGCAGAGACAGCCGAUGCUGGACUGGCUGGACGCUGGAGGCGAUCUGGUGCGUGUACGAGUGCCUGGCGGACGCGUGCCUAGCGCCAGAUGACCAGCGCGCCUCCCCGCGCCUGCACACCGCCUACCUGGACGAGGAGCCCAACACCGGCCUGCCGCCGAGAUACCAGCACGUACCGGUUGCCGGUAGUAAGAACCCUGAAGAGACGUAUCUGGCGCUGGCGUUAGAGGCCGCACUGCUGGGCCUCGGCAUGCAGAGGAUGCUGCCGAGCGGCCUCUACGCUCAAGAAAGGUAUUGUAAGCAGGAGGAGCGUUUGAUCUCCCAGCUGCAGCGGGUGGAGGGCGAGGCUGCGGCGGGGGUGUGCGGGCGGGCGGCGGGGGCGCUGCUGGCGGGGGGCCCGGCCUCGUGUCUGGGCGCCACCGUGCACCCCCGCUCGGCUCCAGCACAUACCUUCGCGCGGUAUCUAUUCCUCACCCUGCUACCAGCUGAUCCUGAUCUUGCGUAUCGGGUCGGCUUAAGGGCUAUGAGGUUACCAAUGGUCGAAGAGGCGUACGCGCUAGACGCGGGAGGCGCGGGGGGCAGCGCCGCCAGCGUGGGGGGCGGGGGGGCGUGGCACACGCUGCAACACGCGGAGCAACAGCAGGCGGCGCUGGCGAGCGCGCUGCUGGGGGCGGCCCGUGGCUCCCCCGCCCGGCUGCGCGCGGCCCUGGCGGCGGCACAGCGGCACGUGAGGUCGGCGGCGCAACUGUUCCGGCUGGCCCAAGACGCGCUGAGGCACGCUGCUCCGCCCGACGCCCCACACCACCACCGAGACUUGUUGGCGGCUGCCUUCGAACUUGGACUUCAGGUGUUGAGGAUGACCUUGGCAUCAGUGAACUGGAGGAGGAGGGAGAUGGUGCGCUGGCUGGUCACGUGCGCCACGGAGCUCGGCCUGGACGCCCUGCUCUCCAUCAUGCAGAACUGGUACGAACUGUUCACGCCCACUGAGGCGACGGGUCCGGUGGCCGCGGCGGCCAUGUCCCACGCCACCGCCCUCCGACUGGGGCUCACGUUCGAGCAGCAGGAGAAGUUGAGUGCGUGCGCGCGGACGUUAGCCCUGCAGUGCGCCGCCAAGGACCCGCCGGGGUGCGCCCUCAGCGCCCUCUCGGUGUGCGAGGGGUCCGCGGGGGCCUUUGAGGCUGCGUGUGCGGCCGUGGGGGGCGCCGCGGCUCGAGGAGCGCUGGCCUCCAGCCAACUGUUCGCAGUGGCCCGGUACAUGGAGCAGAGGGGACAGCCGGCUAGAGCCAUGCGACUCGCGACGCUAGCGAUGAGGAACCUCCACUUACAUUACAACCAGGACAGCCACCCGGCCAUAGCGGACAUCCACUGGGCGGUGGCGCUGGCGCACUCGCUGGGUCGCGCCGAGCUGCAGGCCAUGCUACCACUGCUGGUCAAGAACGUGCAGUGCGCGCCCGUGCUGUCGGACGUGUUGCGGCGGUGUUGCGUGGCGGCGGCGGGCUGCUCGCGGUCCCGGCCUCCACCCCCGCGGCCCCCUACCCCGCUGCGGCCCCUGCUGGAGGCGGCGCUGCGGGCCUACGCGUCCACCACGCACGCGAGGCUCGCGCAUAUAUCGCCCCGACACUACGCCGACUUUGUUGACUUCUUGGGCAAAGCCCGCGACACGUUUGCUUUGGCGCACGACGGACCACAUCAGUUCGCCGCGCUGCUGCAAGAAAUCAAACUUAAAUACAAAGGGAAGAAGAAACUGAUGUUCCUCGUCAAAGAGAGGUUCGGAUGAUGAGUAAACAUAGUACUGAACCACAAUUUUUUUUGGGUCGUUAAGAUAAUAUGUGCAAUCUAAACCCCGUUAUUAUUAAUGAAUCAAUGGGAAUAAAUGAGGCCGUUAGCGCAAAAGUGGCCAAACCCACAAUUUUUUAUAUUUAAGUAUAUUGGAAUAUGUAAACCGACCUUUCCAUAGUUUCAGCCAUAGAUAACAGAUGGCUUUGUAAACAUUAUUUUUGCGCGUAUUCUUUUUUUGUCUACACAAAUUAUAAAUUUCAUGAAAACUUAAACCUCAUUGCUCCAUACUAACUAUGGUAAGAUUAGGCCACUUUUGCGCUGACGGCCUCAAAUAAUCAGUAGGAAAUCUUGUAAUUUGCGGCAAACAGAUUUAAUUUAAACACAAAAGACACUUAACUGUUAUAAAGUUAACACAAAAAUUUCGUUGGUCUUUGAGAGUUUUUUUUUGUUUUUUCUUAGUGAACUGUACAAAUAUGUUGUUCGUUUGAUAAUAAUGAUAAACAAACGAUAUGUAGUUUUUGUUAUUGUUCUAAUUCGGUUUUGUUUUAUUUGCUGCUAUUUUGCUCUGUUACAUUCUUAGUCUAAAAUCAUGCACAUACAGAACUGAUUUGACAUGCUGGAAUUGAAUACUGAAUAGUAAUCAUGUCUUUGUUAAAUACACUGUAACACAGAAAAUUUCGAUUUAAUCCACUGACGUUGACAGCUCGAAAUGUCACUGUCAAAAAAUGUGAAUAAUGGAAUUUUGUUGUCGUCAAGUGUCUACGGUAUACCGCUUUAGUUGAUCCUCUCAUUAGAAAAUAUUUCGAAGUUAAACGAAUAAAUAAAAAAGCGAAAGUAUUCCGUAACAAAGUGAACUUCGUUACGUCAUUUCUAUACUUGUAAUUAAUGUGUAAUGAUCUCAAGGAUUCCAUUGUGUAUAUAGAUGAUAAGCUGUAAAUAUAGUAAAUAGUAUUUAUACAUAAGUCGCCUUAUAGUGUGUUUCCAAGACCGACUUCGGGCCGAACCGGACGUGUUUGCUUACAGAGUGACAUUGCCAAACGUCAUACGUCAUUUUGUAAAUAAUAACGGCGGAGUUCUAUGCCCGGAUUAAGGUAUUUCGGGAAAGUUCCAUUCGUUUUUUUUUUGUGCUAACUCAAACGUUGGCACAGAAAAUAAUCUCGUUAAAAUAGCGUCCAAUAGCAGCGGAAGGAACGUUUAAUAAACAUAACACCAAAGAAAAUAUUUUAUCUAAGUCCUACAGCGGGAUAGCAACGCCAUUCUUUUCAGUAUUCAUGAGUAUAAUGUAACUUAAAUCUAAUUAUUUAUAUGCCUUUUUUUAAUUGGUUAUUGAGUUAUCGGGCAAUUGUUAAGCUCGUUUCGCUUGUAUUUAUAUGGAAAAAUGAAAGUGAACUGUAAAUUGACGUUCCAAAUAAUUGUAAUGGAAAAAUUGCACUGCAUACGAAAAGUAGGGAUUGCGCGGCCCACACUAACCUACACCUAUACCGAUCCUCCUGAAAUUUUCGAUAAAAUCUUUACAAUCGUCAGAUUUUAAUUAUGUAUCAAAAACCUUCUUCCUUCCACUAAUCGAACACUAGCUGUGAACUUCAAAAUUUCCUUCCUUGCAUCGCGUUCCUUGAUGCUGAGGG
Molecule: messenger RNA, 5292 nt
Organism: Bombyx mandarina (wild silkworm)
Lineage: Eukaryota; Metazoa; Arthropoda; Insecta; Lepidoptera; Bombycidae
Product: zinc finger SWIM domain-containing protein 4
Cellular component (GO): Cul2-RING ubiquitin ligase complex
Molecular function (GO): zinc ion binding
Source: RefSeq, a predicted model, not a curated record